CGUGUAUGCAUUGGGAAAUAGAAAGGAUGAUUUUCGUUCAAAUGAAAUUGCCGAUUUUUCUGCUUUUCGUUGUUGCUCAACAUUUCAAAUCUACGGAAGCUCAGGCGCCUCGUGGAUGGUUCAUUGCAACUUCCACUGGUCCUGUGUGCAGUUUGACGUAUGAUGCCGGAACAGUUGACUUUACAUCAGUGGUUCAACCCCCGGAUUCCAUCAUAAGCACCUGGAUCCUGGGUGAUGAAAGAAGUGCUACAAUCGUGGCCCAGUCCAAGGACAUUCAAGCUCGACUCGUGAAUAGUGCCACCAACAAAAAAAUGGACGAUUUGAAAAACCUUUUCGCACCCACUUUUACGCAACAUAGUCCUCAAAAACUCGACGGUGGUGACGCCAUGGCAACUUACUUGACAUCAUUUGAUUGGGCCAACGGGGGAAGGGAGACUGUGAUGGAACUUUACGAAGGCCCCUACACGUUUACCUUGUCUAAGAUGAAAAUGGGAGCUGAUACUUUUGCAGUGGCGGAUCUUUGGAUCCAGGGACGCAGCAAGUUUUACGAGCACUGGGACGCCAUGAGAAUGUCGCCUGGCCCGAAUUUGUCAGGAAGAACUUUAUUCGAUCCCGUGGGACCCAUGAAACAAGUCGCAAACGACGAACGUUCCAAGAACAAGGAGCUCGUGGUGAACUCUUUAAAUGACUACCGGAACCUGAAGAACCCGGGUUCGGUGAAACAUUUCUACGCCGAGGACUUCAUCGAACAUUCCAUGGGUGGCAAAGAUGGCCUCGAGCCUUUGACAACUGCCAUGGCGACUUUGAAGGACAUGCGCAAUGACAUCAAGGCCAUGGUUGCUGAAGGAGACUUAGUCGCCACUCUAAGCUCACUUACUGUCACUGUUGAGAAUGAUUUCAGGUCUUACGUGUAUGUAGAUGUUUACAGGGUGAAGGACUGCAAGUUGAAAGAACACUGGAGCUUCGGAGAACGGCUUCCGAACGCAGAUGCUUUCAAAAACAGGAAUGGACCUUUCUGAAAUCUGAAUUUGGAAUUUUUUUUUCUCUUUCAACUGGACCAUCAUGUGCCAUCCAAGUCUUGGGCCAACACGAAAGAAUUUAUUUAGAAACCUAAAAUAUCCUCUUCUAUGAAAAAAAAUCCAUUUCAUUUCUUGCUUCACGCAAAUUGGCAAUUUAUUGGCAUAGACGUUUGCAAGAAAAUAUUCACCAGGUGCCUUAAAUCAGCAUCAGAGAGUUGAAUUAUCUUUUUCAACUAUUCUUCCAAUCUUGAAAAGCACAAUUAGAUCCUUGAGUAGAAAAACAUCAGAUCUUUGAAUAAGUGGCAAAAGUUUUGAAUUUUACCACUAAUUUAAUUGCUGAAUUUCAAGAAAUCAACCAUAGGUGUUUCACCCCAUGAUAUUUAUUCAGAUUUAGUGUGACUGCAUUGAAAAUAAAUAUAUGCACCAGAAAAGAUUCAGGAAAAUGACUUUGUUCAAGUUUUCCAGUAUAAUCUAACAA
Notodromas monacha is the source of this 1497-nucleotide messenger RNA. The record is from the annotation of a GenBank genome assembly. NCBI's taxonomy places the organism in Eukaryota, Metazoa, Arthropoda, Ostracoda, Podocopida, Cyprididae.